UGAUAGAACGUUCUAUCUGUAACCGACUAGACAGCAAACAACUUGGAACGCUUUAACGGAGCAUUGUACACGGUCAUUACAGACAGGAAGUGAACCGUAGUUGCGGCCGACCAGUAGUGACGAUCUCGACGUGUGUGCAAUAUGACGCGGGUGUUAGGAAAGUGGAAGUUGGAGACUCAAGACGACAACUGGGACGAAUAUAUGAAGACAGUUGGGGUCGGUUUCGCGCUGCGGCAGAUCGGUAAGCGGACGGCAACUUGGGAGGAGAUACGGCAGGAAGGAGAUGAUUGGACGCUCAAUAUAACCUCAACAUUCAAGAACGUUAACCUCAAAUUCCAACUAGGCGAGGAGUUCGACGAGACCACAAUGGACGGACGCAAGGUCAAGUCCGUGUUUAACGUAGAAGGAGAUAAGUUGGUGCACUACCAAAAGUCGGGAACGGUCGGUCAGCCGGACUGUGUUAUCAUCAGGGAACGGGUCGACGACAAUACCAUGACCGCCACAUUUGAAGCCAUCGGGAAAAGCAUCAAAUCGGUACGAAAAUUUGCGAGUGCGUGAUAGCUACAAGAUAGCAACCCUUGGGCAUCCGAAUGAGUACACAAAAUGCGACUGAUUGACGUGGGAGUUGAUCCGUUCAAAAUAUGAUGUCGUCGUCUUCAUUUUACACUUGACUUAUUUACUGAUACAUUGUUUCAUAUAUUUUUUAUCAAACAAACACAUACCAUGUGCAUUUUGUCUUUACAUUAAAUUAAUGUGAAGUACAAUUCA
Molecule: messenger RNA, 768 nt
Organism: Mya arenaria
Lineage: Eukaryota; Metazoa; Mollusca; Bivalvia; Myida; Myidae
Product: fatty acid-binding protein, liver-like
Exons: 4
Coding region: 142-558 (138 amino acids)
Biological process (GO): fatty acid transport
Cellular component (GO): nucleus; cytosol
Molecular function (GO): fatty acid binding
Source: RefSeq, a predicted model, not a curated record